Lutra lutra (Eurasian river otter) is the source of this 1747-nucleotide messenger RNA. It is a transcript of the gene SERPINB11, whose product is annotated as serpin family B member 11. The transcript is spliced from 8 exons. Gene Ontology annotation, molecular function: serine-type endopeptidase inhibitor activity. The coding region runs from base 115 to 1293 and encodes 392 amino acids. Gene Ontology annotation, biological process: negative regulation of endopeptidase activity. The record is from RefSeq and is a predicted model, not a curated record. NCBI's taxonomy places the organism in Eukaryota, Metazoa, Chordata, Mammalia, Carnivora, Mustelidae.
GGGAGGGGCAAAAGUGAAGCCUUUAUAUUUCCUCUUCAGGGACACAACUCACAUCACACCUGCCAAAUUGUCCACUGCACUCUGGAAAGCAAAAAAGAUAGUGCUGGGCAUAAAAUGGAUUCCCUCAGCAGAGCAAACGUUGAAUUUUGCCUUGAUGUGUUCAAAGAGCUGAACAGUAACAACGUAGGAGAUAACAUCUUCUUUUCACCACUGAGCCUGCUCUAUGCUCUAAGUAUGGUCCUCCUUGGUGCCAGAGGAAACAGUGCAGAGCAGAUGGAAAAGGUGCUUCACUUUGAUCAUACUUCAGAGUCAUUAAAACCAGAGUUCAGGGACUCAGCUAAGUGCAGCCAAGCUGGAAGGAUUCAUUCAGAGUUUGGAGUCUUAUUCUCUCAAAUCAACCAGGCAGACUCUAACUAUACCCUCAGCAUGGCCAACAGACUCUACGGGACAAAGGCAAUGGUGUUGCAUCAGCAAUAUUUAACUUGUUCUAAGAAACUCUAUCAAGCCACACCACAAACUGUUGAUUUUGAACAGUCUCCAGAAGAAACGAGGAAAACUAUUAAUGCUUGGGUUGAAAGUAAAACUAAUGGAAAAGUCACAAACCUCUUUGGAAAGGGAACAAUUGACCCUUCUUGUGUAAUGGUCCUGGUGAACGCCAUAUAUUUCAAAGGACAAUGGCAAAAUAAAUUUCAGGAAAGAGAGACAAUUAAAAGCCCUUUUCAGCUGAGUGAGGGUAAAAGUGUGUUUGUGGAAAUGAUGUAUCAAACUGGAACAUACAAAUUAGCCUUCAUAAAGGAACCGCAGAUGCAAGUUCUUGAGCUGCCUUAUGUUAACAACAAACUAAGCAUGAUUAUUCUGCUUCCAGUAGGCACGGCCAGUCUGGAACAGAUAGAGAAGCAGUUGAACGCGAAGACAUUUUACAAGUGGACCAGCUCUGCUAACAUGGUGGAGAGGGAAGUUGAAGUACACAUCCCCAGAUUCAGGCUUGAAAUCAAGUAUGAGCUAAAUUCCCUGCUAAAUUCUCUAGGCAUGACAGAUAUCUUCAACGAGAUCAAAGCAGAUCUUUCUGGAAUAUCACCGGUUGAUGGCCUGUAUUUAUCAAAGGUCAUCCACAAGUCAUAUGUGGAUGUCAACGAAGAGGGCACCGAGGCGGCAGCAGCCACUGGGGACAGCUUCCUUGUGAAAAGACUCCCCAUUCGGGCUCAGUUCCUGGCAAACCACCCGUUCUUGUUCUUCAUAAGGCACAGCCAUACCAACACCAUCCUCUUCUGUGGCAAGCUCGCCUCUCCUUAAACAAACAGGCUUGAGCAAGGUGCAGAGUCAUAGAGGAGGUGCAGGGACAAACCCAUGACUAAAAGCAGUUCAUCCCCCCACACCUCUGUACCUCACUAUGCUCAUCUGCAAAAUGGGCUUAUGAUAUCUCUCAACUUAUACCUUGAAUUGGUGAACCUUAAGAUUAUGGAAAUCAUGGAAGAAGGUACAUUUACAAAACAGAUCCUCUAGUUCUCUUGUCUUUGGAGCCUCAUUUAAAUGUUAUCUGGGUGACAUAAUCAAGUCAAUGAGACUAGUUUGAAAGGGUUCAAUUUGUUUGACUUGUAUAUAUCCAUGACCUCUUGAAUAAGUGACCAAUCUACUACCUUCAGAAAACCAAUUUCAGGGCUUCAACUUUGAUGGGAUUUUUAAAUAUUGUAAUUUUCCUUGUAUGUAUAGAUGCAUUAUGAAUUUUUGUUCAAAAUUCUGUAUUCGC